AUGUCGUGGUUUACAAGGAACAAGAGGUCACUGGAGUAUGCGAAGAACGCGUCGUUGGUUGUUGCAUCGUGGGUGCCCGUGAUGAUCGUGGCCAAUGAACAUGUGUGCUAUUUCGGCAAGAUUGAAGGCUCGUCGAUGCGUCCAACGUUCAACCCGAGCGACCAUUCGCAGGACUGGGUCUUUCUGUGGAAGUUUGGAUUGAGAGAGCACAAUGGGCUCAAGGUGGACGACGUUGUGCUGUUCAGGUCGCCCCAGAACCCGGAGAAGGUGCUGUGUAAACGUGUCAAAGGUGUACAAGGCGACAUGGUCAUGACCCGCUCGCCGUACCCAAGGGAUCACUGUCACAUCCCGCGCAACCACCUCUGGGUGGAGGGCGACAACAUCCAUUCGAUAGACUCGAACACGUUCGGACCAAUCAGCUCGGGCCUGGUCGUGGGAAAGGCCACGGCGAUCAUAUGGCCUCCUAGUCGAGUCGGCAGAGUGCCCUGUGGUGGCCGUGAAGUGAGGGCCUCGAGGCUGGAGAGUUACGACUGA
Williopsis jadinii is the source of this 534-nucleotide messenger RNA. RefSeq names its product endopeptidase catalytic subunit (gene IMP2). Gene Ontology annotation, cellular component: mitochondrial inner membrane peptidase complex; membrane. Bases 1 to 534 code for a protein of 177 amino acids. The record is from RefSeq and is a predicted model, not a curated record. Lineage: Eukaryota; Fungi; Ascomycota; Saccharomycetes; Phaffomycetales; Wickerhamomycetaceae. The transcript has a single exon. Gene Ontology annotation, molecular function: serine-type endopeptidase activity. Gene Ontology annotation, biological process: mitochondrial respiratory chain complex assembly.